Molecule: messenger RNA, 2110 nt
Organism: Scylla paramamosain (green mud crab)
Lineage: Eukaryota; Metazoa; Arthropoda; Malacostraca; Decapoda; Portunidae
Product: solute carrier family 2, facilitated glucose transporter member 6-like
Exons: 8
Coding region: 437-1849 (470 amino acids)
Biological process (GO): transmembrane transport
Cellular component (GO): membrane
Molecular function (GO): transmembrane transporter activity
Source: RefSeq, a predicted model, not a curated record
AUUAUCGUCAUCAUCACUCUCUUCUUCAUCUUUAUAAAUACCACAGAAGAUCACAUCCUUGUAACGCAAACAUCCAUCAUCUCGACAAGGUUAUAAUAAUAAAUUAUAAGAAUUUCAAUGCGUUGUCAUUUCUAAGAAUCACCCUCAUUCUGCUACUGCUGCUGCUGCUGCUGCUGCUGUUGCUCCUCCUCAGAUAUACUAGCAAGUGGUGUGUGUGUGUGUGUGUGUGCGCGCAUAAGGCCUUAAAUAAACAUCUUUCUCAUACCACGUUGCUCUCUCUCUUCAUCCACCAUCCACCGCCGUCACUGGCAAGUCAACCAAAAACAGUGUCGCUACAGAAACGCCCGUGAACGACAUCCAGCAGACGCGAGACGAAGUAUUGGUGUUGUGGCUUUAAGGAGGUGGACGUAGAGACAUUAGCAAGCCGUCAGCCAGCAUGGACACAGCUGGAAGUGAAUGCGACGGUGCCGAGAUGCUGCAAAAUAAAGGACAGGAAUCACGGAGUGCAAGGCGUUCUCGUCUUCUAAAGCAGCUUGGCUUUACGAUCAUAGCAUCGCUCGGCCAUUUUUCACUGGGCUCAGCUCUCUCCUGGCCUUCUCCAGCCCUCUCUAAUCUAGCACGGAGCAACGUCACAUGGGUUGGCACCGAGCUUGUUCUCACGCCGAUGCAAAUGGAUAUGACAGGCAGCCUGGUGUCGCUAGGAAGCAUCCUCGGGUCGUGGAUUGGUGGCGCAAUGGUUACACGGCUGGGGCGGCGAAGGUCUAUGCAGACAGUAGUGGCUCCUUGGCUUAUAGGGCUCGUGGCACUCGCUCUUGCUCCCAACGCCUACAUCCUGCUUGUGGCCAGAUUGCUGCUAGGAUUUACCAGCGGGGUCUCUGCUGUGGCGGGAUCUCUCUACGUAACAGAAGUCGUGGACGCAGAGGUGCGAGGUGUCAUGUAUAACAUUCUCUGCCUGAACGUAACGUUAGGGGGUCUCUUUACCGUGGGCGUGGGGUACUUGGUUCGCUGGUACCAUCUGGCCGUGGUAUGUACAAUUCCUCCUUCACUUCUCCUGAUUGGCACCUUCUUUUUACCCGAUUCUCCAACCCUCCUGGUGGUGCGCGGAGAGAAACUUGAGGCAGUGAGAGUACUAAGAAAACUGCGAGGCCCUCACGCAAACCUGAAAUCAGAAAUAGAAGUUAUAGAAAUGAAGAAUUCUUUCUGUGCAGAUGGAUGGCAGAAACUUCUGAACUGGUAUAUAGUAAAACGAGUUAUCAUUGUGGUAAUGAUUUAUAUUUUCCUCUUUUUAUGUGGGAACGAUGUCUUCAUUGUCCAUACGGCCCGUAUCCUGAAAGAGGCAGGGUACCCCCUGGACGCGGACAUAGGCACCAUCACAGUGGCAGCAGCAAGGCUCGUUGGGAUGCUGAUGUCAUUCUUUUUGGUAGAUCGGAUGGGCCGACGAGUAAGUUUGGUAGCAUCACAUGCCUUCACUUCAGCCUUCUUGAUAGUCCUCGGGGUGUAUGUUCACCUGGCUCCGACGGCGGCACCUGAAGACAGCACUUUCUCUACGCUGGCUUUGGUGCCACUGGUGAGUAUCAUAAUGAUCGUGUUUGGCUUGCAACUGGGAGCCCAGCCAGUGGCCUUCCUCCUCUCAGCAGAGUACUUCCCCACCAGGGUUCGGGGUCAGACCUUCUCAAUAUGCUAUUCAUCAGGGAUGCUGUGUUCUUUCCUGGUGCUUCAAGUUUCCUCCUUAAUGAUGGACGCAUUCACCCUGUCUGGGUUUUACUUGUUCUGUGCUACCGUCAGUUUCAUUGCUGUGAUUUUUACUGUUAUAUUUGUUCAGGAAACCAAAGGCAAGAAUGUUGGUUGAUGCAGGACGUGGAGGAAAGGUAGCAUUUAUCAAAACAGUCAUAAUUAAUCACUACUACCUUUGCUUUACAAAGUUAUAACUUUAUCAUUCUCAAGGAUGGGCCGUACCAUGAUACACAUAUUGACGAUAAAUAUCGAUCGAUGCUUUUGUAUUGUUAUUACCUUACCUACUUAGUCACGGUACCAUUAUAUUAGUAUCACUUAGACCUUUUCCUCACAAUGCUAUGAAAAAACAUACAUCAAUACAUUGAUAUAUAUAUAU